Molecule: messenger RNA, 2370 nt
Organism: Tachysurus fulvidraco (yellow catfish)
Lineage: Eukaryota; Metazoa; Chordata; Actinopteri; Siluriformes; Bagridae
Gene: phax
Product: phosphorylated adaptor for RNA export
Exons: 5
Coding region: 280-1311 (343 amino acids)
Biological process (GO): snRNA export from nucleus
Cellular component (GO): nucleus
Source: RefSeq, a predicted model, not a curated record
UAUCUUCCGGGUUAAAGAAAUGGCGGGUCACAAUAACAGAGACACAAUGGAGAAUCUAGAGGAUGGAGAAAUAAGUGGCUCUGAUUCAGAGACAGAAAUGCAUUCAAUUGAAAGGCAGCAGUGUUGUGGGUAGGACCAAAACAGCAAAAGAAAUGGCAGCAUAAUCAACAGGAAAGUAUUGCCUUUGUACAUUUCAAUGAACCUGUUUUAAUUCUUCUACAGCCACCUUCUGCCGGUGCUUUUUCCACCCAGCACUUCCAGAGCAGAGAUCAUCUACAGAUGGCUUCACAAGUCACCGGCUAUCGUAGCUCCAUCGCAACUGAAUCUAGUGAUAGUGACUCGGAAGAAGAGGCUGCACUGUGGAGGCGAAAGCGACAGAAAUGCACCAAUGUUCCCGUGCCUCAGAGCGCUUUCGGAGAUACCAGCACUGUCAGAGGAGCUCCAUGCCGAAAAGUGAACAACAUCUGGGGCUCUGUGGUGCAAGAGCAAAGCCAGGAAGCUGUCGCAGCUGAGCUCGGCAUUAUGGGAAUGGAGGGGGGCGUAACUAUGGACAGCCGCCAGUGUGAGACCUACAACUACUUACUGGCACGUAAACUGAUGGAAAAGGAGAAGCAGGAGGAGGAGCAUGGAAUGGAGACCGUGCUGGAGGGGCAGCUAGAGGAAUACAUGCAGCGCGGCACACAGAAAAAUAGCGAUGGACAUCUGAAAAGGAAGCGUCCAGUCAAGGAUAGGCUGGGUCCUCGAGCUGAGAUGGAUUUUAAAGGGCGAUAUGAGAUCACAGCGGAUGACCCUAAAGAUAAAGUGAUUGAUGAAAUAGCACACAGGUUAAUGGAGCCAAAGAAGGAGCUAAUGGAGCGUGUUGUGAACGUGAUUGGCACAAAGAAAGCCAUAGAGCUUCUGUCCGAAACUGCAACAGUUGAACAAAAUGGAGGUCUAUAUACAGUGGAUGGCAGUCGAAGGAGGACACCUGGAGGGGUUUAUCUGAAUUUGCUGAAGAAUACUCCUAGUAUUACUCAGGAUCAGAUUAAGGAAAUAUUCCAUGAUGAGAACCAAAAAGAGUUUAACAACAAGAAGGCAAACAAGAAGGCAGCCAAGCAGAGGCAAAAAUACUUAACAGCCAAGAAAAUGAAACAAGCGAUCGGCACUUUGAACCUGCAGGAGCACGAUGACGUGUCUCGGGAAACGUUUGCCAGUGACACCAACGAUGCUUUGGAGUCCCUGGAGGACGGAGGCGAGGAGCAGGCCGAGCCUGCGCUGGGUACAGAGGAAUCUCCUGUAGUUUACAACUCGGUCGACCUGGAGGUCUUCUGAUGUCACUGGUUGUCUUCAUGAGUGACUGUGUAGACACUUAAAUGUCUAAUGUGGGCUGAGAAGAUUAGAUUGCAUUUUAACACAGUCAUUUCUUUCCCCUUGUCUGUCAUGUGAGGUUGGACAUGACACGUUCUUACACUCUGUAUAAAGUGUGUGUGUGUGUGUGAGAGAGAGAGAGAGAACAAGCUCAGAAACUUUAGGCUGCUUUCACACAAGGUUUUUUCCCUGCUCAAAUUCUACAUGUAAUCUUGUGGGAAGAAUUCAGGAUGUGAUCCUGUCACUCUGGAGCUCUUUCAAAAAUAAAAUGAAACUUUUUCUCCAGCACUUUUUCAUUAAUCAGGUUUCAAUUCUGCACCAAGUGCAGCAUGUCAACAUGGACACCUGUGCUUGUAAGGGAAAAAAAAAUUUCUUCAAAACUGAAUGUGUUGUUUCAUGAUUUAUUCAUGUGAGCUAGAGAUGAUGAGAUGAACAAAGUUUGUGUCUGCUAAAUCUGGCUGAAUACAGUGAUCUGGAUAGUGGUUCAGAAAAAGCCACUGCAGUGUUUUUUUUUUAGGGUUAGUGUGAAGGCAGCCUUAUUCGUGACACCUUUGCAUUUUGAGAGCUUUAAUGCAGUAUGUUGUUUAGUGCAUCCGUUUACAAUAAUGUGCUUUACUUGCCCACUCGUUUCCUAUUUCUGUUAGUAUUAAAUGGCUGUGCAGAUACAGUAAGUUAAAGCUACUAAUAUAUAUUCUCUUUGUUUUGAACGUCAAAGAAUAUACUUAAUACUAUGUGUAAAAGUAUUAACAGAUCUCAUGAUAUUAUGCCUAAGACAAAGCAACACUCUGUAAGCAUCUGUUCCAAUCUAGUAGUAAUGGUGCUUCAUCAUCAUGCACUUGUUCUGCCUGCCGGUGACUAACCACAUUGUCAAAUUUGUAUUUGUGAAAAAUGACUGUGUUCAGAUACACUAAGCAUUCAGAAUACUCAUCGUAUCGUGAGUGUUUUGGCGAUGAAUAAAAUGUGUCAAAUUUUAUGUUUGCUACUGAAUCCUUCAUUUUAAAAUAAAGCUCUAUUUAGAAUCCA